AUGGCGCAAGAAAACGAGAAGCCGGUGUUCUUCUUUGACAUCGACAAUUGCCUUUACCCAAAGAGUCUCAAAAUCCACGACAUGAUGGCUGAGCUUAUAGACAAAUAUUUCCAAACCCACCUUGAACUGUCACAAAAAGAGGCCAACGAACUUCACUACAAGUACUAUCGAGAAUACGGACUUGCUAUUGAAGGUCUUGUCAGACACCACAGGAUUAAUGCAUUGGACUACAACAAACAGGUCGACGAUGCCUUGCCUCUGGAUGACGUGAUCAAGCCAGACCUGGAGUUGCGCAAGCUGAUCGAAGACAUCGACACAAGCAAAGUCCGUUUGUGGCUGUUCACGAAUGCCUACGUCACUCAUGGCAAGCGUGUGGUUAAGCUAUUGAAGAUUGAUGACCUGUUCGAGGGGAUGACAUACUGUGACUACAGUUCGGAUAGAUUCGUCUGCAAACCGCAAGCUGAGAUGUUCGACGAAGCCAUGGAACAAGCGGGAGUGACCGACAAUCAGAAAUGCUAUUUCGUGGACGAUUCGUAUAUAAAUUGUAAGGCCGCCCAUGAACGAGGGUGGAAGGUUGCACACUACUUGGACCCCGGCAUGGAACCACCUCCACAGCAGGCUGCGAAGCACCAAAUCAGGGAUCUACAGGAAUUGAGAAAGACGUUCCCUGAGGUAUUCAAGGGCUCAUGA
Molecule: messenger RNA, 690 nt
Organism: Ascochyta rabiei
Lineage: Eukaryota; Fungi; Ascomycota; Dothideomycetes; Pleosporales; Didymellaceae
Product: suppressor of deletion of TFIIS
Exons: 5
Coding region: 1-690 (229 amino acids)
Biological process (GO): nucleotide catabolic process; pyrimidine nucleobase metabolic process
Molecular function (GO): nucleotidase activity
Source: RefSeq, a predicted model, not a curated record